Fusarium verticillioides 7600 is the source of this 1329-nucleotide messenger RNA. RefSeq lists its product as hypothetical. The record is from RefSeq and is a predicted model, not a curated record. Gene Ontology annotation, molecular function: calcium ion binding. The transcript has 2 exons. The coding region runs from base 255 to 860 and encodes 201 amino acids. Lineage: Eukaryota; Fungi; Ascomycota; Sordariomycetes; Hypocreales; Nectriaceae.
AACGGUCGCGUCACACAACCUACCUCUAAGCAUCCAUCUCUUUCAGCUCUUUGAACAGACAACACAACCUUGCGCCACGCUCCUCCAACAUCUUCGCCCUGUCGCAUCAGGUGCCUUUGCUAUUGUCAACCUCCGCGAUCAUAACUAUCUUCACGUUUCAUUAUUUCGCCCGUUGUUUGGCGACCAUUGCAUCCACCGCCUUGCUUGCUCCAUUGCCGGCCGCUCUCCUCCAGCCACAUUGAGAAAUCAAAACAAUGAAUUCCCAUGCAACGCCACGCACUGCCUUUCAAGGGCGCUCGUUAGGUGGCUCGGGACUCCCUCCGCAGUCGAGGCAGCCAGUUGCUCCUCAAGUGUCCUCGAAUGAAGACUAUAGUACGAUUCCGGAGGAGGACCGCGAACAUAUUGAUGAAGUUUUUGAUUUGAUGGACAUGAAAAAGAAGGGAUGGCUCAACAGUUACGAGUUCAGACACUCGCUAGCAGCGCUAGGCUUUGAUAUGUCCAAGCCUGAUUACUUCAGAGAACUACAGUCGUACGGCUCUGUUCCUCCCGAAUGGCAAGAUCCUCACAACUGUCCUGUCAACCGCCUCUAUGUUUACCUCGACCAAUUUCGAUUAUGCGCUGCGAAGUUACUAGCCAACCGCGACCCCAGACAAGAAGCGACAAAAGUGUUCAACAUGUUUGAUUACGACGGAGAUGGUGUUAUUUCCUUCGAGGACAUGCGACGGCUAGCUUCCGAUAUCAAGGAAGAGAGGACCAUGACAGACGAGGAAAUCCAGAGCAUGAUUGAGCAUCUGGACCACGAGGGUAAAGGCGGUGUAAACUUGGAAGAAUUCAUACAGAUGAUGGAGGAGGCUGGUUAAGCCCGACCACGGAAGUUCAAAGAAUGGCACAAUACCAACCUUGCCAGGACAUGACAGUAAAAAAAGUUGGGUGCAAGUGGCAUCGCUCGGGGUUUGCAUAUUAUACACGUCUGUCGCGCAACGAGGUCGAUAUGUGGGUUUGCAACAGUGAAUCUCCAUCUUGAGCCGAUAAGGUGCUUGUUGCAACAGAUCGAGGUACAUGGGUGUAUCAGAAUCGUCCUCGCGAGCACAGAAUUGUCCCGAAUACACCAGGCUUGGCUAGCCGAGUCAAGCCACACUGUCAAACAAAGAAUGUUUCAGGCAGCGACCUUUCAAGCGGUUUGGGUAUGUUGGUUAACUGCUGGGCGCAUUAAGAGAAAACAGGAAUGGCGUAAAAUGGCUACAGCGGAGUCAAUGGGUAGAUUUCAAUAACAUCUAAGAAUUGUUUUUUUUUUUUCGAAUGCGCUAGAUGCGCUGUCUAAAAUCCCAG